Trichomycterus rosablanca is the source of this 1543-nucleotide messenger RNA. RefSeq names its product stomatin (EPB72)-like 1 (gene stoml1). The coding region runs from base 38 to 1258 and encodes 406 amino acids. The transcript is spliced from 6 exons. Gene Ontology annotation, cellular component: plasma membrane. NCBI's taxonomy places the organism in Eukaryota, Metazoa, Chordata, Actinopteri, Siluriformes, Trichomycteridae. The record is from RefSeq and is a predicted model, not a curated record.
GUUUUUAGCAACACACAAAAUAAUAUAUUAGUGUAAAAUGUUCGGCAGGUCUUCAGGUUUUGACUAUGAGAGUCUACCACAGAGAGACCACGGUAACAGUCCGGGACUGUUCACGUCUCCAUUCGGACAGUCUCAGUUUAAUAGCGGACACUCCUUCGAUUAUGUUCCUAAAAUCAAAAACAACGACUUUACUGAUAAAACACAAGGAUUCAUAUCAUGGCUGUGCAACCUGAUUGUAACAUCUUUGGUUUUUCUCUGCACGCUCAUUACGUUCCCCAUAUCUGCAUGGUUUGUUUUAAAAACAGUGCCGAACUACGAGAGAAUUGUCGUAUUUCGACUGGGUCGUAUCCGCCCUCCCAAGGGUCCAGGAGUUGUUCUUGUGCUUCCAUUUAUUGAUCAAUGGCAAAAAGUGGACCUAAGAACCAGGGCGUUUAACAUCCCACCAUGCAGGGUGACCACUAAGGAUGGUGGACUGGUUUCUGUCGGCGCAGACAUUCAGUUUCGAAUCUGGAAUCCGGUGAUGUCUGUGGUGGCAGUGCAGGAUCUAAAUGCUUCCACACGCCUUACUGCACAGAAUGCUAUGACCCAGAGCUUGGGCAAACGGACUGUGAGAGAGAUACAGACAGAGAGAGUUAAACUUGGUGAGCACCUUGGGAUGGACAUAAAUGAGCUGACCAAGUCAUGGGGGUUGGAGGUAGACCGAGUAGAACUGACCUUGGAAAGUGUACUUCGAAGUGCAGAUGAGCCUCACUCAGGGUCGUUCAUUAUGCCUCCUUCUGUUCCUGGCCUUGAAAGCCUCACAGGGCCCAUACAACAGCUCGCCAUGCACUUUCUGCAAAAUGCAGCAGCCUCCCAAUCUGCCAAAGAUACAGUAAACUACACUGACGAGGUGAGUCCAGAGGCUGCAGUGACUGAAAGCAGAAGGGGGUUAGAGGAGCUCCUGGAAGCAGUGAGGGGGGUGCUGUCUGAAAGUUUGGUUCAACAAAUAGGAGCAUGUUUCCAGUUUCACAUCAGCACCAGUACUGACCAGACCAAAAGCUACUAUGUGGAUCUGACUCAGAACAGUGGAGCAUGCAGUGCAGGUGAGGCCAGGCAACCGGAUGUGACUCUGAAUAUGAGCGAGCAGGAUCUAAUGGCCAUGUUUGAAGGCACUUUGCGGCCAUUUGCUGCUUACAGCACUGGCAGACUGAGGGUGCAGGGGGACCUGAACACUGCCAUGAAACUCGAAACACUCAUUAGACUCCUCAAGCCUCUCUGAGAACUGAACUUAUUUUAUUAAAAAUAGUGUGAUAAAGUGGCAUCUGCAUUAUUAAUGGACAAAAUGGACAAAGUCAAGUGGGGCUUUAAUAAUCACAACUUUGUUAACAUGUAACCAUAAAUAAUGCUGCUUGCUGUGUGUGUAUUUAUUUUAAGCAAAUUUAGCUUUGUUAUUACAGAGUGACUAUGGAUCAGUGCUUGGAACAGAGGUUUUUACAUGUGAAGGUUAUAAAGUACAAUGUACAAAACUUCUGUGUAUAUAAAAUAAAAUUGAAAUAAAAUUUUA